CAUCCCAUCAGUCAGAAGAUUCUCCUUUACCCCAUUUCUUGGAAAGGGAAACCAGAUUGCCCAAAUACACUGGACCGGAGACUGGAGCAACAAUGGUUAAAAUUAAACCCAUGGAUAAGGAUGUGUUCUUUGACGGGACGAAUGUUGCGAUUGAAAAAUUUAUCAAGCGAUACGAAUGCGCAGGCGAGGCGGAUGGUGCUAGCGCGAGGGACUUGGCAAAACAGAUUUUUUUUUUUAUCAAGGAUGCCGAUUUAAAGGACGAGAUAGAAGAAAUGACUUGUUAUGAAGAUGUUGACUGGGAAGGUUUGAAGAAACAACUGCUUGAUCGAUUUGGAAAGACCCUUCCGCUGGUCAAAUACACGAAGCAAGAUCUCAACAGUCUAGUCAGUUCCGCCGUCAGUAAAGGAGGAAUCAAGACACUCAGUGAAUUCAAAAUAUUUAAGACUAGAUUCGAGGCUGCAACUCACUAUCUUGUUAGGAUGGGUUAUAAUACUAGCAUUGAAGAAUUCCGCGAACUCUUGCUUGAAGCUCUCAGUCGCCAAUUAGGAUCAGCGGUAAUUAAAGAACUUAUCAGAGAUGAUAAGAUGAUUCGAUCUAGAGAUGGAGGAGACAUCUUACCUCCCACUGUUACUCUCAUUGCCUACAUUCAAAGAGAAGUUCAAUCAGAUAGUGUAAUGAAGCGACAAAAUCUUUGGAGUCCAGAAAAGAAUCAAGAAAAAUUACCAGUAUCUCAGACCAAACCGGCACCAAGAAUUACCACUCCUAGUACUCCUGUCCAAAAUUCGUAUGAUAAACAACUUCAAGAUCUUACCAAACAACUAGCGGCUCUUACCUCUGGAAAAAUGGCUCCUCCUCACAAGCCCUUGGAUUCAGUCUCUCAACAGGCCAACCCCCCAACUUCAGCCCCCAACAGAAACCCAAAUUUCAGAUGUUAUUAUUGCUUCCAACCCAACCACAGUUCCAACAGAUGUAAUUUAUUUUCUUUUGAUGAAUCCAAUGGCUUAGUCAAGAAAGAAGGCGGAAGUUAUCUUUUACCUGAUGAUACACCAAUUGCCUGGGAUACUAGUAGACCUAUCAAAGAAGUAGUUGAUCAGUUUUCAGAAGACUCCAAGAAGACUGCUAUGACAGAAAUAGAAUUCUCCUCCUCUUUUGGACAACUUGAAGAAAUUUACGUACCAUCUUUAGACUCUUAUGAAGAAGACAACAAGCUAGAAACCGAAGAUUUGGACAACUCCUCUGUAGCUUUUACUUUCAAUCCACCCUCAGAACCAGAAAUCAUCUUUACUCAACAGACCAACAAACCCCCUGAAGAGAUAACUGAAGAAACAGAACCUCAAGAAUUUCAUUCUGAAGAUCAACCAGCUAGCAAGACCUCUUCUGAUGAAAUGUUAACCACAGAUUUCACCGGUUUGGAAGAAACGAUAAUUCAGAGAAUGAUGGAGGACUUCAAUGUAGCUUGGAGCUAUGAAGACAAAAACUCUGAUGGAGUAGUGGAUUUUUCUCAGAAGGAAGAAUAUAACACCAGCACCUUUAUAGAAGAUAACAAUUCAACAUUUUUACCUAUCAGUACAGUGGCCAGAAAUUUUUUUCACAUCGAUGAGUCAGAUAUCUCAGUCUCUUCUUUUUCUGCCCAGCUGAUGGGGACAUCAGCCAAGUUGGAGGAGGAGUCUGUCAUUUUCCAGCCUGAAAACCCCUUUGGAAACAACAUAUCAGCAGAAAAUCCGUCUAGUUUCUAUGUAUCCCAUUUCACCAAUGAUAUUCUAGAGAACAACAGCAAACAAAUACAAGACUAUCCGGCCAGAUUCAAUCCAUACGGCCUAGACAAAGUUGAUAGACAGAACCAAGAAGAUCGAGACAGAGACUUCCAUCUAGAAGAGUUACAAGAUCCUGGUCGGUUUUCACAUGCACUACCUGCUAGUAGCGACAGCUCUAAAGAAGAGACCUACACGAAGAAUCAAAGAAGAGACUUGUCCAAUCAGCAACACGAAGAACAGGACUUGAUCGGAUUCAACAAUACUUUGGAAUCGCGCGAAGAUGACAAAUGGGAUACUGCCUUAAAGGCUACAUUGAUGUUAUUAUUUUUGUUUUACCUGCUACUACUCACAACUUGGGUUGAUGCUGUAUGGUUGGAUUCAAUAAAUUUCAGUUUUAUUGAGCAAACCAAAGUCAUUUCAAGUCGUAAAGAAGGAAUGCGAUUAUUUUUCAAGAUUCUGUUUGUCGGUCUAUUAAGAGCUGGUUGUAUGUUCAGUAAAACAGACAAAGGCUGUAGUGCUAGAACAAGUCGACACAGGAGAUCAGGGAUUAUAGCUAGCACAAACGUCUACGGGUGCAACGGUCUGACUUUGUUCAAAUCAAUUCUAUGGAACUUUAAAUCGGCAAUCAGGCAGAUCGAUCGGAAGGACAUCCCACUCUUAAAGAUUAGAGUCAAUCUUAAGGACAGAACACCUAUUACAGUGGCGCAACCCAUCCUACUGUACAUGGAUUUUGGGGUUCCGAAAUGUUUGGAGGAAAAAAAUCAAGAAAAUCUGCCCUGGGAAGGGCAGGAUCUGUGGAAAAUUUAG
Molecule: messenger RNA, 2561 nt
Organism: Puccinia graminis f. sp. tritici CRL 75-36-700-3
Lineage: Eukaryota; Fungi; Basidiomycota; Pucciniomycetes; Pucciniales; Pucciniaceae
Exons: 1
Source: RefSeq, a predicted model, not a curated record